Molecule: messenger RNA, 1905 nt
Organism: Anopheles funestus (African malaria mosquito)
Lineage: Eukaryota; Metazoa; Arthropoda; Insecta; Diptera; Culicidae
Product: annexin B9
Exons: 6
Coding region: 139-1116 (325 amino acids)
Cellular component (GO): cytoplasm
Molecular function (GO): calcium ion binding; calcium-dependent phospholipid binding
Source: RefSeq, a predicted model, not a curated record
AGUACAAUUAAAGGGGCGCCCAGUUAUGUGAGACCCACCGGUGAAAAACAAGUUCAGUUGCACCAAGUUCGUCGUUGCGUGUGGUAUCUGCUCCCUUUGAACGUUACCUCUCCCGUGAAGUAAGAAUCUAACCUCAAAAUGAGCUCGUCGCAGUAUUAUCCAUUCCAAUGCACACCGACCGUCUACCCGGCCGAUCCGUUCGACGCUAACGAAGAUGCGGGUACGCUCCGUACCGCGAUGAAGGGUUUCGGUACGGACGAGAAGGCCAUCAUCGAGGUGCUGGCCCGUCGCGGUAUCGUCCAGCGUCUGGAGAUCUCCCAAGCGUUCAAGACCUCGUUCGGUAAGGAUCUGAUCAGCGAUCUGAAGUCAGAGCUGGGCGGCAAGUUUGAGGAUGUGAUACUGGCGCUCAUGACACCGUUGCCGCAGUUCUACGCGAAAGAGCUGCACGAUGCUAUCUCGGGCAUCGGUACCGAUGAGGAGGCAAUCAUCGAGAUUCUGUGCACGCUGUCGAACUAUGGCAUCCGUACGAUCGCCGAGUUCUACGAGCAAAUGUACAACGUUUCGCUCGAGUCGGAUCUGAAGGGUGACACUAGCGGUGCGUUCAAGCGGCUGUGCGUGUCGCUGGUGCAGGGUAACCGUGACGAGAACAAUGGCGUUGAUGAGGGUGCGGCUGCAGCUGACGCACAGGCACUGUUCGAAGCUGGCGAGGGCCAAUGGGGCACGGACGAGUCCGUGUUUAACCAGAUUCUGGUGACCCGCUCCUACCAGCAGCUGCGUGCCGUGUUUGACAUCUACGAGAGUCUUGCCGGCCACACGAUCGAGGAUGCGAUCAAGCGCGAAUUCAGCGGUGCUAUCGAGGAGGGCUUCAAGGCCAUCGUACGCUGCGUACGCUCGAAGGUACAGUACUUUGCCAAGCGUUUGCACAACUCCAUGGCCGGACUCGGUACGAACGACAAGACCCUGAUCCGCAUCAUCGUGAGCCGAUCGGAGAUCGAUCUCGGCGAUAUUAAGGAAGCGUUCCAGGAGAUGUACGGCAAGUCGCUAGAGUCGUGGAUUAAGGGCGACACAUCGGGCGAUUACAAGCGCGCUCUGUUGGCAAUUUCCGGCUACCGGUGAACGGUUUUGUAUCAGUUGCGUAUACUAAUGCAAAGCAAAAUGCAAACAAACACCACCAACCUCAAUAAGUAAUAUGUACGGGAUAGUGAACAGAUUUGUUGUUAGGAACUGCAUGUCUCGACCGGCUAAAUAGGGUUUGUUUCUAUCUGCCAACAUCGAUUCUACCGAUGAAGAGUAACAAGAGUUUUAAUGAAAUUUUUAUAGCAAGUAUCUCAAUAGACUAUCUCAAUGCAUCACUCUGUCGGCCACCAUACGGAACGACACGUAAUCUCACAUCACAACAACCAAAAAAAAACACCAACACACAUUCUAACUCUUAUCUCUCUGCGUAAGGGAAGUUCUUUUGCAAAGGAAACUUUUACCUUCAUCUCACAGAAACCACCGCAAAUUCCAUUACAAAAACGCUCCUCUUGCUCUUACUACUUUAUACUGUUCAUAUAUACUUUAAAAUGCGUAUUUUGUUCUUCGCACAGUGCUAUCUUCUGUACACAGUGUUGUUUACUUAAAUUGUAUAAUCAUGUGCCUUGACGAAAUAUAUGUGUAUGUCCUCGUACACACCUGCCAAUAUUAUACCGCUUUUAAGUCAACGUACCAAACGGAGAGAGAAUGAUGCUUUAGUACAAGCAAGUAGUUUGAAAAAACAAAGCUGUUCAUUUACGUUUUUCCUAUUUUGCCCGCAAAACAAUAUGAUUCACUGUGUAGUAGUAGUAGCAGUAGUGUGUGACGCAACAUUGAAGUACUAUUCACCGCCGUAGGUACGCUGUUUAAUAAAUCUUUAUGUAAACGAAA